AUGGUCUCCCCAUCGCCAGAUGGGAAUAAAUUUGCACUGGUCACUGGUAUUGCAGAGUAUGGACACAUGCCAAGACUGGUUGCCGCUUCCAAAGACCGUGGCAACGUCAGAAGCACGUUGCGACAUCUUGGGUUUAAUCUGUCAGAGCUCGCUGCACAAGAUUGCGUUCUCAAGCAAGACUUUGUACACGCUUUGGAAGAACUGGUCCAGAAGGGUAAGUUGGCCCUGUCAGCUGGGAAGAACCCAAUCCUUGUCUUUUGGCAUUCUGGUCAUGGGCUCCAGGUACACGAAGAUGCUUUGCCUCAUUUGGUUGCAUCAGACUCCGAGCCAGACAGUGUCGACACGCUCGUCGAUACCAAAAAUCUCAUCACAAAAUUGAACGAACUUCGGGCGGAGAAGCACCGCAAGUUGCGGGUAAUCAUGGUGCUAGAUUGCUGCCGCUUUCAAUCGAAGGGUCCGGCUACUCCGGUUACGAUCAACAGGCGUCAGAAACUGCCGAGUCUGAAACACGAUUUCUACAUUAUUCUUGCCUGUGAUCCCGGACGUGGGGCAGGGGAUUUCCAGAAUGGUGGUGUGCUCACGCAGGAAGUACUCCGCCUGCUACCAUACAGAAAACCGAUUUUGCAGAUUUUCCACGAAGUUGAAAAGCGCGUGAAAUGCCAGCGCCCUUGGGUACGGUCGCGUGCAGGGGACGAUGAACCAGUGCUUGGACAGCGUGAUGAAGACUUUCCAAAUCGCAGCCCUCGUGGUUUUCCAGAGACGGCACAGCUACUCGGCGUUGAAGACGAUAUGUACCACCCUCACGGUCCGCAGAGCCCACCGUGUCUCGAAUCUAAUUCCCUCAGUGCCUGUGAUACAUUCCGGUUGUAUUGGUUUCCCUUUGCAGGUUUACUCGCUGUAGGGGUUCAUGCAAUGUUGUUGACCUUGUGGGUCUUCGGCGCCGGCAUCAACAAACGCUAUGCCACACGAUUGGCCAUGCCCCCAUGCGUGGCCUUCAUGGAUUUGGCCAGCUUGAGUCAAGCUUACUAUAGGAGGCUCUCCGAAUUGAAGCCCUCUUGUGGAUUGGCGUGUAGCGUUUUCUUACACCACGUCUGGCCAAAGUUAGAAUACCAUCUGAACAGGGUUUGGUAUCCGUCUUUGUUCCUUAUGCUGGCAGUCGGCGAGCUGAAGCAUGAUCAUGACUUCCUGGCAGCCAUAGUCAGCUGCAUUCUGGGAGUGGUCUGCUAUUUUACACUGGUCAGAUUUAAGCUCCCAGCUAUCCUCACAGUGUAUGACAGGUUUGAUGAAACGUCCAUUGAUCGAGCUACUUGGACCUGGCUUUCUGUGAGUGCCGUGGCCUUGUACUUUGCAGAGAGUGGAUACCAGUGUCUGCAAGCAGGUGACGAUGACUGCGUGCGAAAUGUGGAGAGAAAUUUUCAUGUGUUCUUUCUUCUAUAUAUUUCAGCUUGGUACUUCACGAUGUUCCACCGUGCUAAUCCUGCUUUUGCGGAUUGCGGCUUGAAGAACAGCUUGAGCCGCAAACUGUCAGCGCACACGACAAUUGUGCCCCUGGUGGCAAUUCUCUGCCCUCUGACACAGUCUGUUCUGCGCGAAGCUCCUAUCUGGAAGUCUUGGCCGUGGCAGCUGUGGCUCCUCGCGGAGUACUUGGGGAUAUUCGGAUUCGCUCUUAUGUGUGGCGUUGUCUUUCCACCGUGUACGACUCCAGCUUCUGACGACAUUGGCUUUUGUGCCUAA
Messenger RNA from Symbiodinium necroappetens, 1734 nucleotides. The record is from the annotation of a GenBank genome assembly. NCBI's taxonomy places the organism in Eukaryota, Dinophyceae, Suessiales, Symbiodiniaceae.